AUGAACGUCUGGCACGCGGUGAUGGUGUUCGUACUUUGUGGUGUUGUCGUAGCUGCUGGCGCGAGCCAGAUUUCGUUCCCGCAUUCCACCACUGCUACUCGUAAACCAGCUCAAGACGUCACAGAGACAAAAGGAGUAAUCGCACAGAUGUUUGAGUGGACAUGGGACAGCAUCGGCGACGAAUGCCAGGCAUUCUUGGGUCCUGCUGGAUAUGCAUAUGUCCAAACGAGUCCACCUCAAGAGCACGUUGAAGGCGACCAGUGGUGGACAGACUACCAACCCGUCUCUUACACUCUGACCUCGAAACGUGGCAAUCGUCAGCAAUUUGCCAACAUGGUGACGAAAUGUCAUGCCGCUGGAGUGAAAGUAAUUGCAGAUACCCUGUUCAAUCAUAUGAGUGCUAUGGACUCUGGCAAGGGCUCUGGAGGAAGUUAUAUUGCUGCCACUGAUCUCGCGGAUAUCACGCGGCGUUUCGCCGGCAAGCCCUAUAUUACUCAAGAGGUGAUCUAUGGGGAGGGAGAACCUAUACAGCCAACGGAGUACACAGGGAUCGGUGACGUCCAAGAGUUCCGGUAUACAUACAUGGUGAAGGAUGCAUUCUCCAAGUCCGGGAUCUCGAAUCUGCAGAACUUGAAUGAUAAGGGUUGGGUCGAUGGCUCUGUCGCCAACGUCUUCGUCGCCAAUCAUGACACCGAGCGGAAUGGGGGAGGUCUGAAUUACAAAGCAUCAUCAAACACUUACAUUUUGGCGACUAUAUUCUCCCUCGCUCAUCCCUACGGGACGCCAUCGCUGCUGUCAAGCUACGACUUCUCCGACCAGGAUGCUGGAGGGCCCAAUGGCGGUGCAGGGACGUGCUCGGCGAGUGGCGGAGCGAAUGGAUGGCUUUGCCAACAUCGUUGGACCGCCUUCACCGGGAUGGUCUGGUUCCGGAACGUCGUUGGCAAGGAAGCGCUUGGGAACUGGGCGUCGUCGGGCAGUCAACAGAUUGCCUUUGGUCGAGGCUCCAAAGGAUUCGUCGCCAUCAACAAUGGGGACUCAUCGUGGACCAUGAAGUUCUCAACGUCCUUACCGGCCGGAACCUACUGCGACGUUAUCCACGGCACGUCUGCUCCUGGGAAGUGCGAGAAUCCUGUAUAUACCGUGGCUGAUGACGGUACUUUCUCCGCGACCGUUCCGGCUCGCGACGCUGUUGCUCUUCACAUUGGAGCUAUGCCAAGUUCUGGUGCUGUUCAUCAGCGCAGGGAAACUCCAGAUGAUCAGCAACUGGAUAGGUACGGAGGCGAAGUCGACGUCACGCUUCCUCCUGAUUCUCGAAGACCCGCGCCGACUAGUGUCUAUCGCCUGUAG
Molecule: messenger RNA, 1347 nt
Organism: Gloeophyllum trabeum ATCC 11539
Lineage: Eukaryota; Fungi; Basidiomycota; Agaricomycetes; Gloeophyllales; Gloeophyllaceae
Product: glycoside hydrolase
Exons: 19
Coding region: 1-1347 (448 amino acids)
Biological process (GO): carbohydrate metabolic process
Molecular function (GO): alpha-amylase activity; cation binding
Source: RefSeq, a predicted model, not a curated record